UCACCUAGACCUAGGGAAGCCCCUGACACUUACUGGAAUUCUACCAAGUUCCUUGCCUGGCUGUACAAUGACAGCCCUGUAAAGGAUCAAAUUGUGCUUAAUGAUCGAUGGGGCAAGGACAAUCCUUGUAAACAUGGGGGUUACCUCACCUGUCGAGACCACUACAAGCCAAAGAAUGUUCCAAAACACAAGGGGGAGAUGUGCACCAGGCUUGAUAACGACGCCUGGGCAUACCAAAGAAAUAUGAACAUCAGUGAAGUCAUGACUUUUGUAGAAGUCAUUUUGGAACUAAUUGAAGUUGUGUCCUUUGGAGGCAACUAUCUGCUCAAUGUUGGACUGACAAAAGAUGGGAUGAUUGCCCCCAUCUUCCAGGAAAGGCUUCGUUGUGUGGGGAACUGGCUGAGCAUCAAUGGGGAAGGAAUCUUUGCUACUAAGCCAUGGAGGGUGCAAAUGGAGAACAUUGCCACCACUGUAAGUUGCCUCCCUAUUUAUAACACAAAGGAAUCUGCUGUGUAUGCCUUCUUCAACUCAUGGCCACAGGACGGAAUGCUAGAGCUGACCUCUCCUGUGCUAACAGAAAAGACAAUGGUGACAAUGUUGGGAGACCCAGGAUUGUUGAAAGGGACAGAAGGUUCAAUGGGUAAGGGUCUCAUCAUUUCCCUGCCACAACUCUCUCCAGGUAUUGCAAACAUGAACAUCUGGACCUUCAAACUACAGGAAGUACAAGGAGGCAUUGUGUCCUACUG
Molecule: messenger RNA, 746 nt
Organism: Vombatus ursinus (common wombat)
Lineage: Eukaryota; Metazoa; Chordata; Mammalia; Diprotodontia; Vombatidae
Product: tissue alpha-L-fucosidase-like
Exons: 5
Biological process (GO): fucose metabolic process; glycoside catabolic process
Cellular component (GO): lysosome
Molecular function (GO): alpha-L-fucosidase activity
Source: RefSeq, a predicted model, not a curated record